AAAGAACCAAGUCUUGGACAACGAGAGAUUUCACUGGGGAAUCCAACUUAAUUGUUGAUGGGAGAGCACAGCAGUCCAAAUUCAAGGCUUUAUCCAUGGAGGUGGGGAAAGUCUGAGUUUGCUGGAGAAGGGCAGUUAGGAUGGGGGCAGCCUGGGGAAGGGAGGGCUUGGAAGCCUGAGGAUUCAGGCUGUGGGCUCUGCUUGGGGUGAGGCCUUGUGUGUACAGACCUGGGGGCUGCUCUGGCUGAGCAGAUGAACUGGGAUCAUCAUCACUGGGGUGAACUGGUGCUCACUGCCUCUGCUUUGAGCUCUGCUGUGGGGCAAGGAGAGAAAUCAGUGAUUUCCAGCUGUUGGAAAAGCAGAAUCCCAGUGAAAUCCGAGUUCUUCAAGGCUUGGUUUAAGAUACCACUCCUUCAGAUGUGUACUCGAUACUCAAAUCUUGAGGUGGUGUCAGACAAUCUGCUUUGUAUAAUCUUAAACUUUAAAAGAAAAAGGGAGAAAAAAAAACAUCCUGAAGGAUUGGUUUUUUAAAAAAUUGGGUCACUUACUGUGAAACUUUGAUACCAAUCCACGUACUCUAUAUAGUAUUUAACCACAAUGCAGUUAAGUGACCUCUGGUUGUUUCAUCUUCAUACUGUGUUGUCAGCAAACGGGGCUUGGAUAGGCAGGAAUUUUUUAGGCUCCUUUGAUGUUACUCAGCAAGGAACAUGCUUCUACCUGUGGGGAAAAAAAAACCAAAACAAAACAAAAAACCCAAACCUAAAAGCAAAAUAAAUUGUUGCAGGACACCCAAGUUUUAAAUAUAGGGGAAAGAGUGAUUUAAAGAAAAAUGAACCACAGGAAAUUCUGGUAAAUUUAAGUCCUUGCACAGCUUUAAGGUAUAUUCAGAUUUUAAACUGAUGUUAAAACUGCUAAACUUGAAGUGAGGGCACUCAGAGAGACAUAGAAGAUUCUCACAUUCAUUAAAUUAUUGCAUUAUGUGAGUUUUUAAUUGUCUUUAAAGUCUUAUGUGCUGAUAUUUCAUAAGCCUUUCCUUAGCUAGCAAGGGACACACUCUGCAUAUCAGUGGAGUUCUGGUUCAUUUUGCAGUGCAGUUAUGCCUUUAAUUCCUGUGAACUUGUUUUGGGGUGGAAGGCUGGGUGGUUUCCUGAUAAUGGGAACAAAGGAAUGUACUUGUGGGAUCCAGAACAUCAGUUCUUGGUUCCUGGUGUGACGCUCCCAGGUGUGAGCAGGUGCAGUAAAUCACACAGGGGUGUGUAGGGAUCACCUGUAUCCCCCCAGUAUUCCCUGAUCUGCCCUUGGAAUUGCCUUCAGCAGAACCCUAAAGUGGGAACUGAUCCCAUGAAGCAGCAGAUCCAAAUGGGAACAAAGGAGAAACAUCCACAAGGUGCUGGGAGAGGAUGGAGAGCCCAGUGUGAGCCUCCUCAUUGCUUUGCUGCUGACACAGCACUGGGGCUUGCUCUGUGUUCCCCAAACAAACCCAAUUCCAAACUGAAAUAAUUGAUUUUUGCCCUUUCCCCCUCCCUUUCAGUAACCCCAAAAAAAAAAAUCAGGAUUCAGGGAUUUUUAGCUCAGAUUAAUAGAGUUGCCUCAGUUCUUGGGGUAGCUGGGCUCUAGGCAGGUGUGGAAUUUGAACCUCCCUAUUGCACAGGGAAUUUUCAGUCCUCACUUUGGCAGUUCCCUGCUUCCAAGUGUGCACUGAAAAAUUAAUGGGAUUCUUCCACAAGGAUUAAUGAGCUCCAGAUCCCCUGCUCUCUCCUUCACUGCCUAAUCAUGCCUGCUUUUAAAAAUGGUAUCUCUGUCUUUUUGGUAAUUAAAAAGGUAUUGCUGAAAUGAAUCCAUAUGUUGUUGAAAGGAGGGGGAAAAAAUUAAAAUUGCAAGAAGGCCUCUGCUUUUGUAAGCAAUAACUGAAUUCCCUCAAGGCAAAUGUGUUAAGACUCAUUAAUUUGAGUCCUUUGAAAAAUUCCCUUGGUUCCUCUCUGGAAGGGCCUUGAGCUGACAGAGAUUUGGUUACUGUCAUGUCUCAUGUCCUUGGGGCAUUGGCAGGGGGGGUGUGGGGGGCUUUGUCCUUGCCUUGUGCCUGUUUCCUGUUUGUUCUCCGACAUGAAUGGCUUUUAAGACAUGGCAGGAAGAAUUCUGAAUACUUUAUUUUCCAUACUACUCAGGCCCAUUGAUGAUUGAGAUUUAUUUUCUUUGUACUCUGGCACCCAUUAAAAUUAAUCAUGAAAUGAAAAAAAAAAAAUUCAGUGAGUGCUGAGAGGGUUUCAUUAAAUCAGAACUGGAUUUUUUUUUUUUUUUUGAGAGGUUUAUGUUGAAUGUGCAGCUUAUUUUAAGUAGGUCAAACGCACUUAUUCCAUGGCUGGGAACACUAGGACAUUUUAUCUUGGAAUGAAAUAAGUUAAGCACUGUGGUUACUGAUUUUUAAAACAGGAGGGGUUUUGUCACUGACUUAACACAGUAUGAAGAUUGCUUCUUAUUGACUCAACUGUCCAUUUUUAUUACUUGCAUGUUUGUUUACUUUUUUGUUAGAUGUAAUGUAAGAUUCUCUUAUCACAUCCAUUCCCUCUGACAUUGUUUGAGUUAACUGAGAUUCUUUAAGCGUUAGCCUGGGGAAGGUGGAGGUGAAACGCGCCGAGCCUCGGGAUAGCAAGAGCCAAACUCCUGGGCCGCCGGGGGCCAGCCAGUGGGGAAGCAGGAUCAUGCCAAGUGCUGCCAACGGCUGGGCAGGGCAGCCCCCUCCGACCUGGCAGCAGGGGUACGGCCCCCAAGGGAUGUGGGUGCCAGCUGGACAGGCAAUUGGUGGAUAUGGACCCCCUCCUCCAGGCAGAGGAGCUCCUCCCCCACCACCACCAUUUACCUCAUACAUAGUCUCCACACCUCCCGGGGGAUUCCCGCCUCCACAAGGAUUUCCACAGGGCUAUGGCACCCCUCCACCAUUUAGUUUUAGUUAUGGUGCUCCACCUCCUCCACCUGACCAGUUUGCCCCCCCUGGAGUCCCCCCUCCACCUGCCACUCCAGGGGCAGCACCACUCGCUUUUCCUCCACCACCACCACCAUCUCAGGCAACUCAGGACAUGAGCAAACCCCCGACUGCUCAGCCAGAAUUCCCUUACAGUCAGUUUGGGUAUGGACAAGACUUGAGUGGGUUUGGACAAGGUUUCUCUGAUCCCAGCCAGCAGCCCCCUCCCUACGGAGGCCCCUCGGUGCAGCCAUCCAGCGGCCCCCCAGCCGGAGGCAGCGGCUUCGGCCGGGGACAGAACCACAACGUGCAAGGAUUCCACCCCUACCGGCGCUAGCCUGGGCUGGCAAUCAGGGAGUGCUGCCCACAGGGACCUCUGGGCACAGCUGAAGCCCGGGAUCCCAGACUUCUGAACUUGUGACAAUCACAUUACUUGAUGGAAGAUAAACCUAACAACAGUUUUUUUCGGGGCGGGGAGGGGGGGGGGUUGGGGGCAGAUGGCUUCUGAAGGCAGAGCUGUGGGUGUUUGGACUGCAGUUUUUAAAGAUUUUACUUUCUCUAACCCAUCAGCACAAAUAAAGAAAAUGUCACUGGUUCAAAUUACAGGGUUUUAAAAAUGUCUUCAGCUUUAAUUCAAAACUUCAGGUUUCUUUUUUUUGAAAUUAUUUUUCCUGAGCCUUUGUUUUACCGUAUAUUGUAAACUUUUAUGUUUAAAAGAAAAAAAAAUAUAUACAUUUACAGAUUGUGAAAUUUUUAAGAGAAAUUUUCUACUAUGUAUGCUGGCUUAUUUUUUAAUUUAAAACAGGGUUUCCUUGAGCGCUGUCGGAGGCGGGGGAAGAGCUGCAGCCCCUCCCUCCCUCCCUCCCCACGGCAGUGCUGGGGCGGAGGGUUCCGAAACUCUGGGAGUUGACAGAAACCUGCUGAGUGUAUUUUGCUGUUUGUUCUGGGGGCAGAGCUGGGCCAGGCCGGGCGCAGGAGCUGCUCAGAGGCACGUGGGGAGCGCUGGCUCCGGCUCCACCUGCCUCCCCUCCCGAGGCCUCGGCCACGUGUGGAUUUCCCUCAGGCAAAAAGGUUUUGGUGCGUUUGGCACUGAGCAGUGCCAAGCCCUGGUUUGAAUAAAGACAAGAACCUUUGGAUUAGAAACACCA
Molecule: messenger RNA, 4107 nt
Organism: Pyrgilauda ruficollis (rufous-necked snowfinch)
Lineage: Eukaryota; Metazoa; Chordata; Aves; Passeriformes; Passeridae
Gene: DAZAP1
Product: DAZ associated protein 1
Exons: 6
Coding region: 2700-3296 (198 amino acids)
Source: RefSeq, a predicted model, not a curated record